UGUGGGCCCUUCAUUAGAGCCUGCCAUAUAAGCUGAGGGCACGGGGUGGCCAGGAACUCUCCGGGCAAGGAUCCAGCAAGCAGAGGCCAUGCUGACCGCCGUGCUGCUGAGCGGUGCCCUGCUGCUGGCGCUGCCUGCCCUGCAGGGGGCCCAGAUGGGCUUGGCCCCCCUGGAGGGCAUUGGAAGGCCUGACCAGGGCUUGUUCCCAGAGCUGCCAGGCCUGGGCCUGAGGCCUGGGCUGAAGAAGACACCUGCAGAACAGGCGGAAGAGGCUCUGCUGCAGGAGGCCAAGGACGUGGCAGAGGUGCUAGAUCCUGAAGAACGUGAACCACGCUCCCCUCGUCGAUGUGUACGGCUGCACGAGUCCUGUCUGGGACACCAGGUACCGUGCUGUGACCCAUGCGCCACGUGCUACUGCCGAUUCUUCAACGCCUUCUGCUACUGCCGCAAGCUGGGUACUACCAUGAACCCCUGCAGCCGCACCUAGUUGGCCGAAGUCAGAACCAGGACUGGGAUGAGUGGCAUGAAUAAAGUAUGGGACCA
Rhinolophus ferrumequinum (greater horseshoe bat) is the source of this 543-nucleotide messenger RNA. It is a transcript of the gene AGRP, whose product is annotated as agouti related neuropeptide. Gene Ontology annotation, molecular function: neuropeptide hormone activity; type 1 melanocortin receptor binding. Bases 89 to 487 code for a protein of 132 amino acids. Gene Ontology annotation, biological process: adult feeding behavior; neuropeptide signaling pathway; hormone-mediated signaling pathway. Lineage: Eukaryota; Metazoa; Chordata; Mammalia; Chiroptera; Rhinolophidae. The transcript has 4 exons. Gene Ontology annotation, cellular component: extracellular region. The record is from RefSeq and is a predicted model, not a curated record.